AUGCAAGCAAGCAAGCAAACAAACAAACAGACAAAAAAGCAAGCAAACAAACAAACAAGCAAGCACACACACACACACGUACACAAACAUGCGUGUAGACAUGUUCACAGGGUUUUACAGACACGGGCCAACGUAGAUGAAAUUGUUUUCAGUCGUUGCCAGGACGUCCAUGCCGAAAGGGUAGCGGCGGACAUCAAUCUGGUUGCCAAUGCUUUGGUGACCCAUCUGGAGGACAUAGAGGCACAAAAGGAUCUGGUGGCCAGCGCUCUCGUGACCCACCUGGAAGCCGUGGAUGCGCGGAAGGCUGCUGAGGGUGCUUCGGACAUUGACUUGCAGGAGGCCGUGAUACAAGAGCACGAGGACGCCGCCACGAAGAUAGUAGCGAAUGCCCUGGCUGGCCUGCUUGGCGCUUUUUCCGACGAAUCUUCAAGGAGAGAAAGCAUCCCAGAGCACGAGGCUGUGGAGAGCGAUCACCCCGAUGCCGCAAACGUUCAAACGGUGGCGCGAAUACUGGCCGGGCUUGUCACGGCAGCAGAGUCGGACGUUGGCUCCCUGAUGGGGCAGCUGGAGGACGCCGCGAGCGACAGCCUCCAGCAUGAGGCUGUGGAGAGCGAGCACACCGACGAUGCAAAUGUCGAAACAGUGGCGCGCGUACUGGCGGGGCUCGUCACGUCGGCAGAGUCGGACGUUGGCUCCCAGGAGGAGGCAGCAAGCGACAGCAUCCAGCAUGAGGCUGUGGAGAGCGAGCAUACCGACGAUGCAAAUGUCCAAACAGUGGCAUGUGUGCUGGCCGGGCUUCUCUCGGCAGCAGAGCCGGACGUUGGCUCCCUCAUGGAAGGAGGGCGUGACAGCAUCCAGCAUGAGGCCGUCGAGAGCGAGCACACUGACGAUGCAAACGUGCAAACGGUGGCCCGCGUGUUGGCCGGUCUCGUCACAGCAGCACAGCGAGAUGUUGGCCCGUUGGUGCAGGUGGAGGAGGCUACGCACGACAGCCUCCAGAAGGAGGCCACUGAGAGCGCGCGAGCCGACGUGGCGCGCGUAGUGGCCGGGCUCGUCACGGCAGCAGAGUCGGACGUUGGCUCGUUGGUGCAGGUGGAGGAAGCCCCCCGCGACAGCAUCCAGCAUGAGGCCGUCGAGAGCGAGCACACUGACGAUGCAAACGUGCAAACGGUGGCCCGCGUGUUGGCCGGUCUCGUCACAGCAGCACAGCGAGAUGUUGGCCCGUUGGUGCAGGUGGAGGAGGCUACGCACGACAGCCUCCAGAAGGAGGCCACUGAGAGCGAGCGAGCCGACGUGGCGCGCGUAGUGGCCGGGCUCGUCACGGCAGCAGAGUCGGACGUUGGCUCGUUGGUGCAGGUGGAGGAAGCCCCCCGCGACAGCAUCCAGCAUGAGGCCGUCGAGAGCGAGCACACUGACGAUGCAAACGUGCAAACGGUGGCCUGCGUGUUGGCCGGGCUUGCCAUGGUGGCAGAAUCGAAGGACGCAGGCGAGUCGUCGCGAAGGGUGUCCGAGCAGGAGGAACCUGUGGAGCGCUCCGGAAACACAGAGGACCUCAAGGCCUGGAGCAGCUUUGAUGAGCAGAGUGCUGUCGCAGAGGUGGUGGAUGCCGUGGAG
Symbiodinium necroappetens is the source of this 1614-nucleotide messenger RNA. The record is from the annotation of a GenBank genome assembly. NCBI's taxonomy places the organism in Eukaryota, Dinophyceae, Suessiales, Symbiodiniaceae.